GUAAUAAUGAAAAAUAAAUGUCUGUCCAGGGUAUACAGGUUUAAUUACUUCAUUUGUUCAAUUUGUGUCUGGAGGGCCUUGUUGGACAUGAUUUCUUUCGGGUCCUUCUGUUUCUCUCAUUACAUUUCCUGGCUAAAGCUCCAGUGCUCACUUUGAGCACAAUGACCACUUGACACUUUCUCUCAUCCUCAUAAUUGUUUCUCGUUAUCAUAUCUGGUAUUUGUUUCAAUUGAAAUUUCAUCACAUUUCAUCCUAAAUUGCUUUCUUCAUUCACUGGUACUGUCAUUAUUCAUCACUGUACGUGGCUUCGCUUAUACUACCGAAGACUUCGACUUGUCACAAUGAAGAUGCUGGGCUUGUCGACGCUGCUCCUAUAUAUUCCCUUUGUCCCAGGCUUUGCGUGUGCAGAUACUGGAGUUGACGUGGUCCCGGCGCAGAUUCACGAUCUCAAUGAAGACCUCGACUUAGCCUCAUUCCUCGAAUCUAAAACUCUGAAACAUGAUGGCAUAUUUAGCGAGGCGCUCAAACUACUCGAAUCUAUCAACUCAUCCUCAUCCUGUAACAAACUCGCUGCUACAAAGCUCGUUACAUCCUGCAAAUCUAUAGGACGCAACUCUCAAACCCCGACCGAUUCUGAUACAUACCUGGCUCUGGAAUAUGUCCGAUCGCUGUACGCAGCGAGGCUGGCGAUAUGCGAGAUUAGCGGGGCAGGGAUAUCCAUUCCUUUACCGUGCCAGCCGAUGAACGUUUCGCCGGCACCCAAAAAAGCACGUUUCAGCUUCUAUACCAAGAACAAUCCAGUAAUUAUCGACGAUGACCCUAUGCGAAAAGAAAGGUUAGAAUCGUGUCUCAAGUCAUUAGAAUCACGCCCUCAGUGGUGGACAUCAUAUAGCAAUAGUAAGCAGAAUGCGAUGGUCAUCUGCCAUGCCUCGAGAAGUGAGAUCGAGAAGGAGGACAUCCUGGCGACAUACAAUACUAUUCUUCAGAGUUCUACCAAGCUGAGUGACGGUAUUCUGGAAGCGUUACGAGUUGCUGUCGAAGAGUCCGCCAAGGGUAGGGCUUUUAUGCGAUCAACUGAGCUUCUGAGAAAUGAGGCGCUACGAGAGAUGGAGGAAUCAACAUCAUCAUCAGUGAUAAGGAUGUCUCACAAAAUUGAGACACAUUUUACCUCGUUUAUGGAGUCUAUAUCUUCAGCUCUGAGCGCCGUCCACAUUGGCUUCUCAGAAAUCCAGUCGGACCUUCAGAACUCGUCAAAUGAGGCUAUGUCCCUGCGACAAAUGCUACAGUACAUUCAUGGCGAAUCGCUCCUACGGAGCGAGCAAGUUGCCAUGACCCAGCGGCGGAAUGCAGAUACUCAAGAGGAGCUUGCAUUAUCCCUGAAGUCGAAACUUCAAGCCAUUGCGACGGAUGAUAUGAGUAGACUCAGUCAAAGUAUGGGAGCCCUUGAUUCUUCCCUGGAAUGGCUAUAUAUGAGGAUGGGAGACAUAAUAGAACAAGAAGAAGGUUUCUCCGAGCGCCUUAGUAGCAUCGGAUUAUCUCUUGAAGAAUUCCAGCUCAGAGUUGACAGCUUGAGCAAAAUCCAGGAGCGGCAGUACGAAAUUGCCGCGGCACAAGCCCAAGCGCAAGAGGAUUUACAAACCGACAUUCGAAUCUCCAAAGGAAUUCUCGACCAGACAGCAUCAACAGCAGCAAACUUGCAAACAACUCUUGAGGCGGCAAUGAAAUGGCGAGAAACAUCGAUAUUCGACGGAAUCCUUGGGCAUCACACUGCCUGGAUAAUCACUGGAGCUAUAUGGGCCAUCGCUUCACAGCGAAGCCACAGCAUUCCCUCAGCUACAGCUGCUAUGCUAGUGCUUAUUUUUGUUUGUAUGGCAAGCCCGCCAUCCGGUUCAGUCAUCUGAAACCUGCUAACAUAUUUCGUCAUGCGGUCAACGGAAUACUUUGAUGGCUUUACGCGAACAGUACCUGCUUCGUCAUUUCGUCCACAUCUGAUACUAGAAUUGGUUUCCCUUACGUGAAUCACUCCGUGCGUGAUUGAAAUUGUUUUUAGUUUGUCCCUUUUUUUUUUUUUUUCCCCCGUAUUCCGUAUUGCCAGCGACUAUCGUAUUAUACUUCAACCCGGCCGUCGGGUGCUCAGGCUCUUGCCCUAAUCCUCUUAUUUAUAGCUAACUAGCGUCAUUAUCUGCCAAUCUGGGGUAAUCAGAUUUGAAUCCAC
Molecule: messenger RNA, 2215 nt
Organism: Aspergillus versicolor CBS 583.65
Lineage: Eukaryota; Fungi; Ascomycota; Eurotiomycetes; Eurotiales; Aspergillaceae
Product: putative nuclear membrane fusion protein Kar5
Exons: 5
Coding region: 342-1901 (519 amino acids)
Biological process (GO): nuclear membrane fusion involved in karyogamy; karyogamy involved in conjugation with cellular fusion
Cellular component (GO): endoplasmic reticulum membrane
Source: RefSeq, a predicted model, not a curated record